ACUGAACCCCACACUGUGUUGUCUGAUGCGUUAAACGCUUCUCCUCGCGGCGGAGUACGGGGCCUGACAUCCCCUUCCUCCUCCCGUCGCUGGAUCCGCCGGCGCCUCCUCCUCCUCCUCCUCCUCCCCCGCGGUCGCCUAACCUCGCCGUCCGUGCGCAGCUUCUCCCCCUUACCGCCAUAAACUGCUCCAGCAAACUGCCGAGAAGUGGGCCGCUCAGAUCGGAGUCGCAGCAGCGGCGCGGCGGCGAUGGCGAUCCGACACUACUGGUCGAUGGCCGCGGCGGCCGUCGGGUUCCGCCUCGCCCUCGUGCUCUUCGGCGGCAACCUCCACCUCGCCUCCCGCCCGGAGGUCUCCACCCCGCUCACAUCCCUCCGCCGCCUGGCAGAAGGCUACUGGCUGAAGCAGGCGUCCAUGUCCCCCUACUCUGGUUCGAUGUAUCAUGGUUCCCCUUUGCUGCUAUCUGUUCUUGGUCCGUUAACCAGCAGCAAAAGGUCAGGGGGACAUCAUGCCCAUAUAUAUUGCAGUUUGGUUUUUGUGGCUGUAGAUUUUCUAGCGGCUAUGCUCAUUCGAUCAACUGGGCGUAGACUCCAAAUGGCACGGAACAGAAGCUUGAAGUCUCUUGACCUCACAAGAUCAGUAAACAGUUCAGUUAAUGUAAGCUCCGGGGAUGCUGCUUCUCUAAUAUAUUUGUGGAACCCUUGGGCAAUAAUCACUUGUGUUGGUUCAUGUACAUCACCGAUUGAGAAUUUAAUGGUCGUGAUAAUGAUAUAUGGAGCCUGUUCACGUCUUGCGCCUCUUGCUGCCUUUGGAUAUGUUAUGGCAACACAUCUUUCUCUCUAUCCUGCAAUUCUCAUAUUACCGGUAACUCUUUUAUUGGGUUAUGGUCCAGAUAGUCCUCCACCAAAAGUAUUUCUUCUAAAAGGUUUGAGUGCCAGUAAAGUUGGCAUGCCAGAGAAUGAAAUAAGUACUGGCCAAAGAGAUUUUCGCCAAUUCGCAUGGAAACCAGUACUCCACUUCACAUUGUGGGUUUUUAUCUGGUCAUGUUAUGUGCUGUUAUUGAGCAGCAUAAUUCUAAAUAAUGUGGGCGGUCGUCAGGAGAUGUUUGAAAAAACUUAUGGUUUUAUACUUACGGUGAAGGACUUAUCACCAAAUAUUGGUGUGUUAUGGUAUUUCUUUGCUGAAGUCUUCGAUGUCUUCAGAAACUUCUUUCUUAUAGUCUUUAAUAUGAACAUCGUUUUUAUGGUCUUGCCGUUGGCCAUCCGUUUAAAGCAUCGACCGUGCUUCCUUGCCUUUGUUUACACAGCAAUUGUUGCAAUGUUGAAAUCUUAUCCCUCGGCUGGAGAUUCAGCUCUAUAUCUAGGACUUCUGGGCCUAUUUGCCAAUGAAUUAGCAGAGAUGCAAUUUACCUUCUUCUUGUUUUUUGGAUAUAUUGGAGUCUCUCUCCUGAGCCCUGUCAUGCACAACCUAUGGAUCUGGAGGGGUACUGGUAACGCAAAUUUCUACUUCGCCACCGGUUUGGCUUAUACCUGCCUUCAGACGGUGUUGGUCGUAGAGAGUGUAAGUUCAAUGAUAAAACAUGACAGGAAACUGAGACUACUUGUAAAAGCUUAACUUCAUUCCUCGGAAAUCAAACAUCUCGGAUGCUUUUCCUGCUGGUUCUCUUGGACGCAAAGUUGCAACCGGUUUGUCGUUCUGGGUUUGGAGUAGAUGUACUUGAUAAUUUUCCGUUGCUCGUUGCAUUUUACCUCCUGCAUUUGUACAAUAUACAUGGACCAUGAUUUUUUUAAACCAAGAUUAGGGGAAAGAAUUUAGGGUUCUCCCUCUAAGCUAACAGUAGUUGGUUACCUCGUGGAUCCUUGAUACAAUCUGUACCGGUUUGUUAGGUAAAGAUGAACUGUAACAUAAUUGCAUUUGAAUACCUCUUUCCCGCAUUUUCAUCCUGGUGAAGUCAAAGGUGUAAUAGUCACUCACACGUUGCUGUUU
Messenger RNA from Brachypodium distachyon (stiff brome), 1986 nucleotides. Its product is annotated as phosphatidylinositol glycan anchor biosynthesis class U protein. Lineage: Eukaryota; Viridiplantae; Streptophyta; Magnoliopsida; Poales; Poaceae. The transcript has 14 exons. The coding region runs from base 250 to 1614 and encodes 454 amino acids. Gene Ontology annotation, cellular component: GPI-anchor transamidase complex; membrane. The record is from RefSeq and is a predicted model, not a curated record. Gene Ontology annotation, biological process: protein localization to cell surface; attachment of GPI anchor to protein.